UCUUGUGACCAAAAUGUUGUUAUGUAACAAUCUUUUAAGGUGAUUUCCUCUUAAGAUACCCUUUCAGGUAUAAAUAAUACUCGGAACCAAGGUUAUUUGUAAUUUUUAUAUUAUCGAUCUCGUUUCUGUUCUGGCCGAUCUCAACCGUAAAGAUAUGAAAAUUAAGGUAGAAAUUGAUUUUGUAACUGCGUGAACAACUCGAAGGUGCAUACUCAGUAUGUGGGAACUGUAGUACGUAGUCAAGCGUGAUUCGCUAGUUGAGAUGGUACGAUGACGACACAAGAAGAUUGACGGCUUAGAAACGUCAUCCGUAGUGUCACCUUUAUAUGCGGAGACUCUAGUUUUCCCUGUCAGAUAGCAGCUAGUCCCCGUUGUAUCAAUUUGUGAAGAAAGAGAAUAAAGAAGAAUUAACUUACCAAACGACGAGUGUUAGAAAAUUUACUUCUAACAUAUGUCGAAAAUGAAUAAAAUGUUUGACAGCACUCAGUAUUCUUGUUUCCUUCGCAGUUCCCAUACCACUGAUGUUAAGAAACCACUGUGAUCAAGCCCUAAAAUUCAGUAUCUUGAGCUUAUGUUAUGGAAGCGACGGUGAACUCUGAAUUAAAAGAAUCUUUUGAUCACUUUCGAAGAAAACUUCCAUCUUUCGGAUGGCAUUCUUGAGCCUGAAGGCAACUUUGAUCUUGAUCCUUGAGAAUGUUUCGACAGCGUUGAUGCCAGUUUGAUUCAUUCAAGUCAGAGCACGUUUAUAUGAAAUCAAAUCUUAGCUAUGCCUCAUCAAUGUUUAUACCAUUCGAUAAAUCAUAUUAUCUGCAAGAUGCAUACCCCACUAUCUCUAUUGACCCCCCCUUUAAAAGAAUAUCGAAGGCAACUUCAAGAGAGUUUAGAGUUCUAUAAAAAAAACGCUAAUGUACGAGUAAUUAUAUAUAUAUAUAUAUAUAUUCUUUCAGUCAUCGCAAGUUUGAUCAAACGCUAUUCGACCGUGUUAAUACUUCGACAACGAGUCAUCUUUGCUGGGGAUUUCGUGUAACCCAACGUGACUCACUUCUUGUUUGUCACCUAACUCAUCAAUAUGUUCAUCUUUAAACGAUUAAUGCCUGCCCCUGAAUUACUGAAAUCAUUUUAUCAUGUUUUUUCCUUUCAGAAAAAUCUCCCUGGUUUAGCCACAGACUAACAUGAACCAUUCAUCAACAGUGAAACUGCCAUGAACAAUUCAACAACCGAGAACUCUCUUCCCACAAAACAUCUUCGCGUCAUUGCAUGGUGUAUAUCAUACGGAAUCGUAGCAGUACUCAUUACCAUUGGCAACAGCCUUACCAUUGCAAUUUUUUCAAACAAGAAAUUUCCAAGGAAAUUCGGCGGCUACUUUUUGAUGAAUUUGGCUGUCGCUGAUCUAAUGGUGGGUUCUUCUGCUAUGCCAAUGUACAUCUAUAUUGUGUACGCCCUCAGUUAUUCGUCAAUCGACAGAAGUCUUUUGCUCUUCCAAGAGGCUUAUGUGGUUGUAGACGUCUUUACUGGUCUUGCUUCUGUGUUCACACUGGCUUGUAUCGCACUCGAGAGACUCUAUGCCGUACUUUACCCAAUGACAUACCGCUGGAAAAAAACCAAGACAGGUUAUUACAAGGCUAUAACCAUGGUAUGGGUUACAUCAGGAAUAGCGUCUGUUGUUUACAUUUUAAGCUCUCGAAAUCUUCUUUUCAUUCUGCCUAGAGCAACUUUCAUCUAUUAUUUAACAAUUUUGUCUGUUCUGUCUGUUUUUGUCAUUUCUGCUGCCUACGUGACCGUUUCCGUUCGUGUUCAUCUAUGGAACAAGGCUAAAAUGGAUAUGUGUGUUUCCAAGCAGGAAAAACGCUUAGCAACCGCGUUGUACAUAGUUACGGUUGUUUUCGUUUUAAGUUGGACUCCUUUUCAUGCCAUGAACAUUAUUGCGAACUUUACAAGCACAGCUUUGGAGAGAAUACCUGUAGACCUUGUUUUCUCUGCAAAGCUGCUUCACUAUGGUAAUUCACUAGCAAAUCCUGCCAUUUAUUCUCUGAAAAUACCCGAGUUCAGAGUAGUAGUGAGGCGCAUGUUUUGUAAAAACUGGGUCAGAGAGACUCGAGUUUGAUUGAUUGUAUUGAUUUGAUAGUGGUUGACUUUACACAUAAAGGAAACGGAGCAAUAAUUAGUUGGGGCCAAUAUCUGAAGUGCCAAUGAAGAAAUUAACAGCUUCCUUACAAUUAAAGUACCAGUGGGUAUGGUGACACCUGUCGACGCCUGACGCAUGAAAAUAGAGAAAAAGAUUUAAUAUUUAGUGGAGUGCCGCACGCACAAAAGAGUCACUAAAAAGAAAAAAACUGAUUUAAAAACAGUUUAAAAAGAAUGUCAGUUUAAAACACCUCAGUCAUACGGCAUGAGAUGAGUCUUUUCGUCUAAAGAUGAGGUAACACAUUUUGAAAGACCCAGCAAACGAAAGCAAAGCUUAACUUCUAUUCAGUAAGCUUUAACUUUUUAUGAAAGUCACGUUGCAAUUCUUGUUUCAUGCAUUAUACAAUCCCUAUGGGAUUGGGAAAACCUGAAAUGAACGUUUCGUGCUUCCUACUGAACUU
Pocillopora damicornis (cauliflower coral) is the source of this 2585-nucleotide messenger RNA. Its product is annotated as adenosine receptor A3-like. Lineage: Eukaryota; Metazoa; Cnidaria; Anthozoa; Scleractinia; Pocilloporidae. Gene Ontology annotation, molecular function: G protein-coupled receptor activity. Gene Ontology annotation, biological process: G protein-coupled receptor signaling pathway. The record is from RefSeq and is a predicted model, not a curated record. Gene Ontology annotation, cellular component: plasma membrane.